Molecule: messenger RNA, 521 nt
Organism: Ctenocephalides felis (cat flea)
Lineage: Eukaryota; Metazoa; Arthropoda; Insecta; Siphonaptera; Pulicidae
Exons: 3
Coding region: 95-502 (135 amino acids)
Source: RefSeq, a predicted model, not a curated record
GUGCCAUCUAACGAUAACAAAGUGAGUGUGAAAGAGAUUUGAAUCGAAAAAGGAUUUUUAUUUGAAAGACUUCUACAAAUCUACCUCCAUCAAAAUGUACUCCAAACUGUUCCUUUUGGCAGUGGUAGCCUGCUCCUUGGCGUCAGCCCAAUUCGUGAUCCAUCACAGCCUGCAGCAGAACCACAUACAGCCCUUGUCUUAUCAGAAUCAAAUACAAUUCCAGCCGCACUUUGCACAAGAAUCCCAGAUUCAACAAGUGGAACUGAGGCCAUUGGUGCCUUCCCACCGUGCAGUAGAAUACAACGCGCAGCAGGAAUCGCUGCUCCCAGCCCAAUUGAAGAACCAGUUCUACAACGACCCCAGGAUUGCAGCAUCUUUAGCCAAGGAAAGCUGGUUGACCAACAAGGAGAUGCCAGUGGUCGAACGAGCAGCCGAGAAGAUCCCGAGGGAGCAGAUCUUCAAGAUGAUCAGAAACGCUGCUUUCGUACACAGGAGGAGAUAAGUGGAAAUGAUGGGAAUGG